UUUAUUAACAGCUACCUGGUUGCUAGACGACUCAAUCUGCAACACUGAUGUGAAAACAGAAACCUUUACGUGGAAAUAAAACAUUGAAACGGGUUUCUGGAAGAUAUAGCUAGUCAGCAGGGUCAAACGCCAAACCGACCCGUUACGAAGAAAACCGCAGCGUUGUCGACAAACAUCCAAGUUUAACGUUAGCUAAGGUCUCUUUUGUUGCUCCAUGUUUUUACUACUAACGUUAGCAAGAGAAGCAACCACAGUGCGCUUUUUGACUCGGAAAACAUGAGGGAAUUAACUAACGUUCGCACGGAGAAAGUCAAGUUUUCCAACUUAACGUAACUGUUCGCCUACCAGCCAUGUUGAGUACAACUGCUAAGAUGUCUCUGGAGGCGAGUGAUAUUCAAACAGAUGAAGACUGCGAGGAGCUGGUUGAGGAUGGCUUCACUUUCUCUGCUGAUAUUUUGGAAAAGAUAACAAAGCAGAAGCGGCCCUCUAGCAAGCCUCCUUCUUCUCCAAGGUCUCCAUACCUCUCUAGUCUGAAUGUGAACCCCAGAAGAGCAGCAGUGGCGGCCUGGAGACUGCCGAGGGCCUCCCUUGGGGACACCAGAGGGGACACUCCUACGGAGAGUGGCUCAGCUCGUCUCACAUCCCUCAGCAACGGCCAUGAUGUGUCCCAGACACUGAGAUCAGAGUGCGAUGUCACACCAGAGCUUCUCAAACAGACCUUCAGCAAGAGGAAGCACAAACUGCUCCACUCCGGUUCCAACGGCUUCACCCUCAGCGCAGGUGACAACAGAGACAAGGAGGACAUGCACGAUGAGAUUAUUCGCCUCAAGAAGAGUCUCCAGGCACAGAAGUCUGACAACCAGCAAAUGAAAGCCAAACUACGCCGCCUGGAGGAAGAUAAUGCUAAAAGAGAGAAACAGAUAGAAGAACUGUUGGAUCCCACUAAAGGAUCUGAAUAUACUCGUAGUUUGGUGGAUAAGAAAAAAGAAGGGAGUGUUGUUCUCAAUGGGCUGAAACAGAGAAUCUUGAAGCUGGAGCAGCACUGUAGAGAGAAAGAAAAUGCCCUGAGUAAACUACAAAGUGAGCUGAGGACCACCAACCUAGAGGAGCUGAAGAUUACAGUAGAAACCUACUUCGAUGAGAUCCAGAGGCUGAAGAUUCUUCUAGAAGCUGCAGAGAAAAGCAGUCGAGCGGAGAGUAAAAGCUCCCAGAGGCAGCAGAAAGUUUUAAGCUCCACGGUUCGUCAUCUGUCUGAAAACCUGAAGCAGCUCCAGCAGGAGAACACAGCGCUCAGAGAGGAGCUCAACACUGACAGUCCAGCAGGAGGAAUCAAAGGUUACAGAGAGUGGAGUAAGCAGAGACUGUUGAGAAGGCUGUUGGAAGUAGAGAAGAGGCUGGAGGACAGCAGAAGACACGCCCAGUCAGCAAAACACAGCGGCCGAUUGGAUCAGGAGGUCCAGGCCACUUCCACUGAGAUUCUGGGCUUCCCCAUGGCAACAGUGGCAGUGGUCUCCGUGGGAACAAGCACUGAGGAAGGGGAGGAGGUUUCUGAUCUUAGAGAACACCUCGGCCAAUUGGAGAAGGAGAAGGUGGAGUUUCAGGAGACGUUGUCAAGUAAAGAUGACAUAUUGAACCAGUUGAGGAAAGAAAGAGAAGAAUUGGAGACCAAGACAGAACGAUGGAAAGCUGAGCAGUCAAAUGAACGGGAGGAAGAAAGACAGCAGCAUAAACAGGAGUUAGACCAGUUGUGGGCAAGGAUCCAAACUCUAGAAGACAAAGGUAAACCUGCAGAAGAUGAGCUCUCCUCUCUCUCUGCCACAUCGCCUGAGGACACUCUGGCUGGAACAGGUCUGGACGAGGGAGAAGAGACGGACACCGGAGUUAAAGAAGAGAAGGGGGGUGAAGGAGAGGAAGAUGCAGGGAACAGAGAAAGGGAGAAGGCAACUUUGGUCAUUCAGACCUUCUGGAGGGAGCACAGAAACAGGGACAUUGUGAUGUUGCAGUCAGCAUUAAGAGGUCAUCUCCUCAGAGAGUCACAGCUCAAGAACCUGCUGAAAGACGCACAGAAUAAGGCUGUAGAAGCAUCAAACCACAGUGAUGUUGCAUCCUCUGUUGAAGGAGAGCUAGAUGUGGUUGCCUUGACGACACUACAGUCUGCAUUCAGGGGACACCUGGCUCGCUGUAGUCACGCAAUUGAGAGCUCAGGGUUCCCUGUGCCUUCUCUAAUGGGAAACAAAUUGCCCACUCUGGAAUCAAGAAGAGCUUGCUCAACACACACACCCAGCAGAACAGGUGCUGCAUCCCCCUAUAAAGAUGAUGAAAAGCACGGCGAGGAAGAAGACCCCAGGCUUGUCUCUAGCACUCACUCCUCCAGAAUGACACCCACGACAGACCGGACAGAGCUUCGUUGUACGGCUGCGUCCGGUGGAGCCGCUGCAGUUGAUUCUGACGAUUCUGAUGACAUCAUCGUAUCUCCAUCACGUCCUAUGAGAGGCAGAGAAGUCUUAAUCUUAUAGACCUUCUGGGUUGUGUGUGUGUUUGUGUUUGAAAGGGAGAGAGAGAGAGUAAGAGUGUGUGCAGGAAGAAUUUCUGCCUGUGUUUCUAUUCCGAGCCUGUACUGUGUGGCAGAGACUUGCACAGUCAUAGAUCGCUGGGAUAUACACGUUAGUCAGGUUAGCAUUAAAAAUACACAACAUUUUCUGUCUGUAAAGCAAUUCUUUCUCUACAGUAAUAACCAGAAUAUUCUGGGAAGUUGGGUGCAGAUUUAUGACAUGACAUGAAGUUAGGAGGCACAUGAACAUCUCUUUUUUUUUUAUUAGGAUCUUGAGACUGUCAAAAUACAGUAUGUUGAUGUAUCCCAGUGUUGACAUGAGGCUAUAGGAUAUUAGCUUUAAGUGAAGGAGAAAGCCCCAAACAUGAACAUAAACUGGGCAUCCCCUUUUAAUUUUUUGUGGUAUAUCAUUUGAGCCAAUAGCCACCUUCCAUCAGUCUUACGUAGUCUCAUUAGUUUGGUUUGCCGACGUGCCUACAUGGUUAUUUAAAUAUAAACUACAAUAGUAAACCUAUCCCUUUCUCUUAACCUCACUGGUCCAAGAAAGCCAGAUCACUGGAAAUGCAGUACCUCUGGAUUUCACUGGCUUAAAAAAAGGCAUUUUGACAAAAUACAUUUUGACAUGCCUGUUUGUAACACGCAACCAUCUUUACACUAAUCUAUCAUGUGCGCUUAAUACAUUAUGGCUGAUUCUGAGGUCUGAUUGAGGGAUGAUUCCCACAUUGAUGCACUAUUAAGUCAAACUGUGAAUAAAUUAUACUUAAGUCUGCUGCAAUACUAAACACGUAGUCAGUACAAUGGAGAAUACACAGGGAGUAUAGCUAAUGCCAAUAAUGUUUGUGCUCUGAAAUAGACAAUUGACAACAUAUAGUUAAAGUCAACAGAGAGAAUGGAUGAAUGCAGUUUUCCCCACAUGUGUAACUUAAUUUCUGAGACAUUCAAUAAAAUGCUGUUUUAUAAUGAAA
This is a messenger RNA of Etheostoma spectabile (orangethroat darter), 3516 nucleotides long. It is a transcript of the gene iqce, whose product is annotated as IQ motif containing E. The transcript is spliced from 21 exons. Gene Ontology annotation, molecular function: protein binding. The record is from RefSeq and is a predicted model, not a curated record. Lineage: Eukaryota; Metazoa; Chordata; Actinopteri; Perciformes; Percidae. Bases 351 to 2516 code for a protein of 721 amino acids.